CUCUCUUUGGUCUUCCUUUUCUCCUGAAUCCCUCUCUGUACACUCGCAUAGAGAGAGAGAGAGAGAGAGAGGGAGAGAGAUGGGUCCUGCAGAAGUGCAAGAAGGAGAUGAUGCGGGCGAAGUAGUACCUCCGUGGCUAGAUCACCAUCAGAAGGAGCUCGAUGCCGGUGCUCUCUUCGUUCUCAAAUCUAAAGGUUCAUGGCUUCAUUGCGGAUACCACUUGACCACCUCGAUCGUGGGUCCAGCUCUUCUAAGCCUUCCCUACGCUUUCACCUUCUUGGGAUGGGGGGGCGGGAUUAUAUGCCUGGUCGUCGGAGCACUCGUGACCUUCUACUCUUACAACCUCAUAUCACUCGUCCUGGAGCAUCACGCCCAGAUGGGCAAUCGGCAUCUACGGUUCAGAGACAUGGCUCACGACAUCAUGGGAGUAGGUGAAUAUAUAGUCGGAGAACAUGUUCGGCCAACGAUUGAAGCGACGAAAGAGAAACCUUGGACAUUGCAAUUUCUAACGCCCUGCGGGCCGAGAUGGGGGAAGUUUUACGUCGGUCCAAUCCAAUUCAUGGUCUGCUAUGGUGCUGUUGUUGCUUGCACCCUCCUGGGAGGGGAAUGCUUGAAGACGAUCUACUUGCUGUCCAAGCCAGAUGGGACGAAGAAGCUCUACGAGUUCGUCAUAAUAUUCGGGUGCUUGAUGUUAGUCCUAGCUCAAGUACCAUCCUUUCACUCACUCAGGCACAUCAAUAUGGUGUCCUUGGUUUUCCUUCUCUACAGUGCUUGUGCCACUGGCGGUUCCAUUUACAUCGGGCUUUCGUCCAAGGGGACUGAGAAGGACUACUCCUUGGCAGGGGACACUCCAACUCGCAUCUUCGGCUUCUUCAAUGCCAUCGCCAUUAUUGCAACGACGUAUGGGAAUGGGAUUAUUCCUGAAAUUCAGGCCACGUUGGCACCUCCAGUGAAGGGGAAGAUGUUCAAGGGGCUGUGCAUGUGCUACGCCGUGGUUGUGGUCACUUACUUUAGCGUCGCAAUCUCCGGUUAUUGGGCUUUCGGCAACCAAGCAGAAGGGCUCCUCCUCAGCAACUUCUUGGUUGACGGGAAGGCGCUGCUUCCGAAAUGGUUCAUUUUGAUGACCAACAUGUUCGCCAUUCUCCAAUUGUCAGCUGUUGGUGUAGUUUAUCUGCAGCCUACUAAUGAAGUUCUUGAGAAAACGUUCGCAGACCCCAUGAGUACGCAAUUCUCUGUACGAAACGUCAUACCUCGCCUGAUCUCUCGGUCAAUAUCCAUCAUUGUGGCAACAACAUUAUCUGCAAUGCUCCCCUUCUUCGGAGACAUCAAUUCUCUAUUUGGAGCAUUCGGAUUCCUGCCUCUUGACUUCGUCCUGCCCGUAAUCUUCUACAACUUGACGUUUAAGCCAUCGAGACGAAGCUCCAUUUUCUGGCUGAACAUCACUAUUGCCGUCGUGUUCUCAACAGUGGCGGUUAUUGCAGCUGUUGCGGCGGUUAGGCAAAUAGCCCUGGACGCUGAUACGUACCAGUUAUUUGCUAAUUUGUAAACAGAGGUAUCUUGUUCUCAAAAGCUGGGUCGAUUAUAUAAAUGCAGAUAUUAGCCCCCCUUCAGUGAAACCAGGACACCAAUCCGUCCACCACUCACCCCAAAAUUCUUUUGCAGUAAUGGUAAAAUAACAGUGGAAAUUCGUAAAGCAAGAACCAUCAGUAGCAUUUCCUUUGGUUGAA
Molecule: messenger RNA, 1727 nt
Organism: Eucalyptus grandis
Lineage: Eukaryota; Viridiplantae; Streptophyta; Magnoliopsida; Myrtales; Myrtaceae
Product: GABA transporter 1
Cellular component (GO): plasma membrane
Source: RefSeq, a predicted model, not a curated record